CUUUAGUGAUUCCGCUGAUGUCGAGGUGAGGAAGGAUAAAGAACAGGAUCACAGGAUGAUCAGUAAUGCCAGGGAUAUAUUCAAACAUUUAGAGUCCCAAGAAGAUAAUCAACCAGAAAGAAAACAAAUCGAAAAAGUAAGACGGGUUGAGGUUAAGCCUGACUUUCUCCUGGACGGGCAGAACAAGGCAGAAGAACUCAGGAAGCAGAGAGAGAGGGAGAUGGACAUGAUGAGAAUGGCGCGACAGCAAGCUCUAGAGGAGGAGGAACGUGUCCAGGCUGAGUCUGCCAAGAGAUUUGUACGCGAGGUCUCCCCUGGGCUAGCUGCGGCUAGACAAGGGUUUAAAAUUGACAGACUUGAGGAAGACGACAAGUUGGAGAGAAUAAGAAUUGAACGGGAGAGAGAACUGGAAUCUAUGCGCAAGGCUAGGGCUAUGCAAUUAGAAGAGGAGAUGUUUGAGCAAUCGCGGACUCAAAAAUCGGAGGCUUCCCGUGAACUGGAGGCUUUCAGAGCGUCCCGAGGCCAACAGCCUCUGGGAGAACGAUAUUCAGGAAACCAGAAUCAAGAAAAUCAGGAUCAACAGCUGAGACGAGCACCAAGAUCAAAGAGGAUAGCGGACAAUUGGAUGAAACAGGAUGAAGAGGAUAAAAUAGAAGAAAUGAGGAGAGCAAGAGAACGAGAACUGGAAAUGAUGAUGAAUGCAAGAAAUAUUGCAUUUGAAGAAGAAGAGGAGGAGAGAUUAUACCAGGAGGCUCUUCGUAGGGAAGAGGCGGAGAGGAAGGGAAGAGAGAUGGCAAUGCUGGUUGCAGAACUUCAGAGGAUGAGAAAUGAAACUCAAGAAAGCGGAAUUCAGGACGAGAAAAUGACAAAGUAUCAAGAAGAGAUGCUUCAAAGAGUUAUGGAGCUGCAUGCAAUCGCCCGAGGGGGUCUACUUUCUAACUAAACUAUUGUCCGAGGGGCUCUACUUUCUAACUAAACUAUUGCCCGAGGGGGUCUACUUUCUAACUAAACUAUUGCCAAAUAAGAUCUUCUAUCUGACUAAAACUAAAAAUUGCCAAAGAAUUUAUUUUAUCAAACUAAGCAACUGAGGCUGAUGUUUAAAACAAAAGAUUGCGAAAGAAUUUUCUCAAAAUUUUAUAUUUUAAUAAUGAAAAAAACUAUUUUUUUUUCAACCGAAAAAUUGAAUGAUUGUUACAAAAUGCCCUUCUUAAUUAAUACAAAUGUUAUGCAACUUUUAUACCACUUAAAAAUGGUGUAUGAAGACUCUAUGUCUUAAGAGCCUGCAAUUGCAAUAAAAAAAAAAAAAUCUCCAUCGCUCAAUUUGUAAGAAAGAUGACUUUGUAUACAGAUAUUUAAUAUUUAAGCACUAACCUUUUAGAAUAUUGUGUUUUAAUGAACGGUAAUAACUUGAACAUUCUAACUACAAAUCUGAGGCCAAAUUCAAAUAAUUUGAGCCGCGGCUCAAAAAUAUGAGAUGCGGGUUAAACAUGGUUGGUUCCACAUGAAAUUGU
Eurytemora carolleeae is the source of this 1511-nucleotide messenger RNA. RefSeq names its product trichohyalin. Lineage: Eukaryota; Metazoa; Arthropoda; Copepoda; Calanoida; Temoridae. The record is from RefSeq and is a predicted model, not a curated record.